Messenger RNA from Raphanus sativus (radish), 2333 nucleotides. RefSeq names its product stress response protein NST1-like. The transcript has 4 exons. The record is from RefSeq and is a predicted model, not a curated record. The coding region runs from base 932 to 2161 and encodes 409 amino acids. Lineage: Eukaryota; Viridiplantae; Streptophyta; Magnoliopsida; Brassicales; Brassicaceae.
CAUCGUUAUCGCAGUGUCUUAGACACGUUCCUUAGUAAUUAAAUGUCAAAUAAAUAAAUGUAAAAUGCCAAGAAACAAGUGAAACGUUUGUUAAUUAAGAACUUUUUGCACGCGUUCCUUAAUGCCACGCGUCAUACAGGGAAAGCUGUACUCUCUCUCAUCUCUAUCUCAUCUUCAUCUUCUUCGUUAGCAAUCCAUCUUUUAAUUUUGUUUCAGUCUGAUUGCUGUUUCUGGGUUUCGCAAAUGUUCUUUGAACAAAGCUUUUGAUUAUGUUUUGCUUCGUGACGACUUGAAGAAGAAGAUCCGGGUAAAAGCAAUCAAAAUCGGAUCCGGGUAAAAGCAAUCAAAAUCGGAUCUUGUUGUUGGCUGCUGCUGGUUUUGAUGCUGUGGUCUUCAUCAGGAUGGUCAUUUGCAGCAUUCGUAUCUUCUCAAUUGUUGCGGUCGUUUGCAUUUCCUUUGUGCUUCCUGUAAACUAUUACGGACAAAAGCUUGUAAAAACAGAGCUUAAAGUAUUUUAAACACUUCUUCAUAUGUUUUUACUUAUUAACAUAAAUAAUUAAUUUACUAAGAACUAACCUAAAAGUCCCAGCAAUAAUUUCCCUUUUUCUUAAUGUUUCUUAACAUUGUUCCUUAGCUCAAAAUUACUAAUAAACAAAUCUAAGACCUCUCUAGCAAUAAUGUUGCUCUAAGUGUCUAACCAUCGAUAAGAGAAUAUAAUAAGAUUUAAAUUGUCUGUAUUCGUCUAGAUUUUAAUCGUCCAUAGUUGUGACUUGUGAGCAUGCUGGACUAAUCGUUAUUAUAUUCACUAAUCAGUAUAAGAAAUCGUAUAAAUAAACGGCAAGCAAAGCUUUAGUGAGCAAGCUGCAAGGCUGCAAUCAUAUUCCUCCUUUGUUAUCUCUCUUCACUCUAUAAUAUUUUAUAUUUUUAGAAAAUGAAGGUUUGUUGUUUCUGUUUCAACGAAAAGAAGGAGAUAGUUAUACUCAGAGUUAAAUUUUUUAAUGAAAGCAUCAAACAGAUAGCUAAGGAAGUUGCCAGCAAGUUUCCAGGAGUAACUAAGGUGGUAGAGGUUGAAGGAGAAUGUCAGCUAGAGGUUAGGGGAGAAUUUAGUAUUUCUGGAUUGACAAAGAAACUAAAGAAGAUAGAUGCAUCUGUUGAGACAAACAAGAUUGUAUCUGAUGGGGUAACGGAGCCAGAAAUCAAGAUUCAGCCGCGAGAUGAAGGCAAACGACCUAUUAAAAUACAAAAAGCGAGUAAACCGCUCAAUGAUGGUGCCAGCAGCUCAAACGGGACAGCAUCGCAAAAUUAUGGAUCAUUAAUGUGGGAGCAGGCAAAAGGUGUCGGUGCUGGUGCUGCUGAGCAGGCGAAAGCUAUAGGUGUCGGUGCGGCUGAGAAGGCAAAAGCUAUCGGUGCGGAAGCGUUUAACCUUCUUCCUAACAAUAUGAAAUGGAAUUAUGCAAAGAAGAACGAUAGAAAAGAGAAUAUGGCAGUGGUACUACAUUGUGAGGAAGAAGAAAUGAAAGAAAAGAAGAUCAGGCAGGAGAAAGAGAAAGAGAAGAAGAGAAUAGCUUUAGCGGAAGAAGAGAUGAAACAAAAGAAGAUCAAGCAGGAGAAAGAGGAAGAGAGGAAGAAACAAGCUUUAGCCGAUGAAAUGAAAAGACAAAAGAAGAUGAAGGAAGAAGGAAAGAGAAGGAAACAAGCUUUAGCCGAAGAAGAGGAAAAACAAAAGAAGAUCAAGCAGGAGAGGGAGGACGAGAAAAGGAGGAGACAAGCUUUAGAAAAUAACUCAGGAGGAACCUCAAUGGUGGCAGGAAUCACAGGAAGUUUGUGGAACGCCGUAUCCACAGUAACAAAUGCUUCCGCGCAAACACUAGGAGACCUACAUCGAAGCAUAUCCACGCAAACACAACGAACCGGACAGCCAAGUACAUCAACGUACACACAACGAACUACGCAACCAAGUACAGGAAGUUUGUGGAACACCGUAUCCACAGCAACAAAUGCUUCCACGCAAACACUAGGAGACCUACAUCGAAGCAUAUAUUCCACGCAAACACAACGAACCGGACAGCCAAGUACAUCAACGUACACACAACGAACUAGGCAACCAAGUACAUCAACGCAAAAUCCAUUUUCAACACAAAGAGGAAACACGACCAGUUGAAAAGAAAGGCGGGUAUUCAAGUUUUCAUGAUAUGUUUUCGAGUCCAUGGACUAGAAAAUUCAUCUUAUCUACUACAAUGAAGUUUUUUGUUUUUUUUUGUAAAAAUACUACAAUGAAGUUUGUGUCCUUAUUUUCAAUAUUGUAUUUUUUUUAACAAAUGUUGUAUUUCUAU